Messenger RNA from Lucilia cuprina (Australian sheep blowfly), 403 nucleotides. RefSeq names its product dynein axonemal light chain 1. The transcript has 2 exons. Lineage: Eukaryota; Metazoa; Arthropoda; Insecta; Diptera; Calliphoridae. The record is from RefSeq and is a predicted model, not a curated record. Gene Ontology annotation, molecular function: protein binding. The coding region runs from base 104 to 403 and encodes 99 amino acids.
UGACGGUUUCCAUUGACAACUGUUGUAAUAGUUUAUUUCAAUGUUUUAUUCAUAAUUUAUAGAUAAAUUGAUAUUAUUAAAACAUCAUUGAGAGUUCCUUAAAAUGUCUAAGGCCACUACCAUAAAGGAGGCUCUCAAACGCUGGGAGGAACGAGAGCAACAAAGUGCUGCUCAAGCCACAGCAAUAGAAUUGCAAUUUCAAUGGCCGCCCAUUGAAAAAAUGGACAAUACAUUGGGUUCGUUAGUCAAUUGCGAACGCUUAAGCUUGUCUACCAAUAUGAUAGAGAAAAUUUUCGGUCUAAAUGGUAUGAAGAAUUUAAGAGUUCUAUCGUUGGCAAGAAAUUACAUUAAACAAAUAUCAGGAUUGGUAAGUACUGCUAAAACUGAAUUAGAACUGAACUAG